AUGGGAAGUGGCAAAACAUCUUCAAGGAGAAAGCAAGCAAUUGAAGGAAUGGUUACAGCGGCAUCAGCAGCAGUUGCAAAUAAUGCUAACUUUCUUAGCACCUGGAUGAAUCCAAUGGGCUAUGCGCUUACGAGUGCGCUUGUUAAUUGUUCUCAGAUAAUUGCAAGAUGGAUGUUUGGAAGAAUUUCUGGGAGUGAAGCCUUCAAAGAAUUAUGUAAUGAAGGAGGUGGAUUAUUGGGAAGUUUAUUAGGAGCUAGCAUUGGAUGUAUUAUUGGAACCAUCAUUUUUCCAGGAAUAGGAUCUGCUAUAGGUGCAGCUAUUGGCGGAAUUGUAGGCUAUAAAGCUGGAAAAUAUUUAGCUUCCAAGAGUAUGCUAUAG
Blepharisma stoltei is the source of this 378-nucleotide messenger RNA. NCBI's taxonomy places the organism in Eukaryota, Ciliophora, Heterotrichea, Heterotrichida, Blepharismidae. The record is from the annotation of a GenBank genome assembly.